Nicotiana attenuata is the source of this 1671-nucleotide messenger RNA. RefSeq names its product 26S protease regulatory subunit S10B homolog B. Lineage: Eukaryota; Viridiplantae; Streptophyta; Magnoliopsida; Solanales; Solanaceae. Gene Ontology annotation, biological process: positive regulation of RNA polymerase II transcription preinitiation complex assembly. The record is from RefSeq and is a predicted model, not a curated record. Gene Ontology annotation, cellular component: cytosolic proteasome complex; proteasome regulatory particle, base subcomplex. Gene Ontology annotation, molecular function: proteasome-activating activity; ATP binding; ATP hydrolysis activity. The transcript is spliced from 10 exons. Bases 137 to 1333 code for a protein of 398 amino acids.
UAUAUUUUCAAACAACGGUGUGCUCAAAAUAUUGUACUUUCUGAACAAGGGAUCUAUACAUUGCUUGUUCCUCAAGUUGAGAGGUUGUUCACUACCGAUAUCAGAAAGCAGUUUCCACAGAUCUGCAAAUUCCAAUAUGUCGACCGAAGAAGAAGCCGUCAGACGCCGUACGGCACUCGCCGACUAUCGGAAGAAGCUCCUUCAGCACAAGGAGCUUGAUGCUCGUGUUCGGACAGUGAGAGAAAACUUGCGGGCUACCAAAAAGGAAUAUGCUAAAACAGAAGAUGAUUUAAAGUCUCUUCAGAGUGUUGGGCAGAUCAUAGGAGAAGUGCUCCGACCUCUAGAUAAUGAGCGUUUGAUAGUUAAAGCUAGCAGUGGCCCACGGUAUGUGGUUGGCUGUCGCAGUAAAGUGGACAAGGAAAAACUGACUUCAGGCACAAGAGUGGUUCUCGAUAUGACGACACUUACAAUUAUGCGAGCACUCCCCCGUGAAGUUGAUCCUGUAGUACACAACAUGCUUCAUGAAGAUCCAGGUAACAUAAGUUACUCUGCUGUGGGUGGACUGUCAGAUCAGAUCAGGGAGCUGAGAGAAUCCAUAGAGUUACCUCUAAUGAACCCCGAGCUUUUCCUUCGUGUUGGGAUUAAGCCUCCAAAGGGUGUUCUUCUCUAUGGGCCACCUGGAACGGGCAAGACAUUGUUAGCCAGGGCAAUUGCUAGCAACAUAGAUGCCAAUUUCUUAAAGGUUGUGUCGAGUGCCAUUAUUGAUAAGUACAUAGGUGAGAGUGCAAGAUUGAUCCGGGAAAUGUUUAAUUAUGCUCGUGAUCACCAACCCUGCAUCAUUUUCAUGGAUGAGAUUGAUGCAAUUGGUGGACGUCGUUUUAGCGAGGGGACAAGUGCAGACCGUGAAAUUCAAAGAACGCUCAUGGAAUUGCUUAAUCAGUUGGAUGGAUUCGACCAGCUUGGCAAGGUAAAAAUGAUUAUGGCAACGAAUAGACCUGAUGUUUUGGACCCAGCUCUUCUUCGCCCUGGUCGGUUAGAUAGAAAGAUAGAAAUACCCUUGCCUAAUGAACAAUCAAGAAUGGAAGUCCUCAAGAUCCAUGCUGCUGGGAUAGCAAAACAUGGUGAAAUUGAUUAUGAGGCUGUUGUCAAGCUUGCUGAGGGUUUUAAUGGGGCUGAUCUGCGGAAUGUUUGCACUGAAGCCGGUAUGUCUGCAAUUCGUGCAGAGCGUGAUUAUGUCAUCCAUGAGGAUUUCAUGAAGGCGGUAAGGAAACUGAAUGAAGCAAAGAAACUUGAAUCAAGUGCUCACUACAGUGCUGAUUUUGGUAAGGAAUAAGCACGAGCAUAGGGCCCUCGGACCAAAUGACACAACUGAACGCGAUCUUUGCUGUGCUUGUGCCGUUUGAGAUUUGUUCUUUCUGUAUUUUAGAUUAUGUAAAGCAGCCACCCUUUCCCUGAAAGCAGCUGCAGUUACUGAUUUAUUUCUGUCACAUCUGUUGAAGAAUGUCAGAAUAGAAGAUACACUGUGGAUGUUUAUUUGCUGUAUUGCGUUUCUAUGUACUGAAUUAUUAUUUGCCUUGGACCCAAAAAGAAAAACAAACGUUUACUUGAUCCUCAGGUUGUAUAAAGGUCGUGGUACUCAAUACAGCAUAGGGAUCCAAUCGAACUCUGUUC